GAUCGGGUAGCCACAGUGCCGAAGGUGAUGAUCACUCCAAUUUUUCUGCAUAGCCAUGUUUUUUUUUUACCAUUUUGUCUUUUUGUUUUCUAAAGUCAGCACCAUGAACGUUUCAAUUUUCCUCUUUCUGUCCUUGGGUUUUCAUGGUGUUGGGCUUGAUCCAGAUGAAGUGAAGUCAGUGUCAGUGAUGGAGGGAGAAAAUGUCACGCUACAUGUUGUCAAACAGAAAGAUGACAAGAUCCAGUGGUAUCAUAGACCUGAACAUAAUACUGGUGCAAAAACCCAAGAAGAUGUCUACAACAUCAUAUCACCAGAUGACAAGAAAUGGAAGUUGAAUAAUCAAACAGGAGAUCUCACCAUCACAAACACCACGACUGAAGACUCAGCACUUUAUCAACUUAAGAUCAGGAACAACACUAUCGUCUCAUUCAAGAAGUUCAAUGUUACUGUCUACGCUCAUCUCCCUGUUCCUGUCACCAGCACAUACUGUUCACCUCGUUCUUCGUCAUCAGAAAGAUGUGUUGUGUUGUGUUCAGUGGUGAAUGUGUCACAUGAUGUGAGCGUCUCCUGGUACAAAGGAAAGAGUUUAUUGUCCAACAUCAGUGUGUCUGAUCUCAACAUCAGACUCUCUCUACCUCUGGAGGUGGAAUAUCAGGACACAAACACAUACAGAUGUGUGGUGGACCAUCUCAAGAGAAACCAAACUCGACAUCUCAACGUCACUCAUGUCUGUCAGCCGUGUUCAGAUUCUUCUCACCUGACGGUCAUUGUUACAGUUAAUCUUGUGAUUUGGGGGAUAUGCAUAUUCAUCAUCCUUGUCUACACAAGAAAACAUGGUGUUAAAGCUGUUUGCAUGAAAUUUUCACGUUCUGAAGAACCUCUGACUGAUGAAGAAAGGAACUCAAAACCCAGCAGCAUGUUUGAAGAUGCAGAAGACCAGAAGUGUCUGACAGGACAGAAAAGCUUCAGUGAUACGUUUUAAAACACCCACCUGCAGUAUUGACAGACUUCCCAUGCACUUCCAUUCAAAGAAAACUUUGUUUAUCUGCAUAUGUGUCUUUUGUUUAUUUACAUAUCCUGUGUCUGACAGCACUGUCGAGGACAUUCGUAUUACACCUGUGUCACUUUAUGGAUUUUGUAAAAUGGUAAACGUUCAUUUUUACAUAAUUUGUCACGUUUAUUGUAUUUGUUUUUAAUAAAGAGAA
Messenger RNA from Triplophysa rosa, 1205 nucleotides. RefSeq lists its product as uncharacterized. The record is from RefSeq and is a predicted model, not a curated record. The transcript has 5 exons. NCBI's taxonomy places the organism in Eukaryota, Metazoa, Chordata, Actinopteri, Cypriniformes, Nemacheilidae. Bases 56 to 982 code for a protein of 308 amino acids.